Molecule: messenger RNA, 257 nt
Organism: Dentiscutata erythropus
Lineage: Eukaryota; Fungi; Glomeromycota; Glomeromycetes; Diversisporales; Gigasporaceae
Source: the annotation of a GenBank genome assembly
AAUUAUCUGCUGAAGCAUUGAAUUCAAACGAAGAAAGUGAAUUUACACUUGCAUUAGGCUGGGCUUUAAAAGAAAACCAAAAAUUUGGAAAAAGAGGCAGAGGUAAAAGAAUCAGUAAACAUGUUAUAACUUAUCUGGAAGGAUAUUUCUUAGUGGGUAACAUUAACAAAAAUGAUCGUUAUACCGCAGAAGAGAUGCAUACUGAAUUACUUGAGCUGGUAAAAACGAGUAACUUAGAAGAAAGUAAUGUUCCGAAG